Prorocentrum cordatum is the source of this 1649-nucleotide messenger RNA. The record is from the annotation of a GenBank genome assembly. NCBI's taxonomy places the organism in Eukaryota, Dinophyceae, Prorocentrales, Prorocentraceae.
UGAGCAGGAGAAGGAAGCGCCUAACCAGGGGGUCGGGCUCGUGCACGAGUCGAGGGCAGGACGCGGAGGGGUGUCGGCAGCGCCGCCGCCGCUGGACGGGUCAGGAAUCGCGGCGUGGGCAGGCCCUGCGGCCGCGCACGGCGCCACAUCAGGGGGCGCGACAAGACGGCUUUCGGAUGGACGGCCGUGGAGCGGCGGCGGUGUGGCCGCGCCGCGCUUCCCAUGAUGGCGGAGGAGAGGUCGAGGGCGUGGGCUCCCCGGUCCACUUCUCGGAGAGCAGGUUCCUGCAGCGGCUGCUGUGCCAGGCCCGGCAGGGCAGCGGCCUGGGCGACCCCGCGGGCGGCGAGUGCCACGACCGGGCCCUCGCCAGCCUGGAGGCCAUGGGCUUCGACCGCGAGGUGGCGCAGGUGGCCCUGCACGUCUCGCGCGGCCGCGAGGACCAGGCCCUGCAGCUCUGCAUGGCCGGCCUGUCGUUCGUGGGCGCCAGCGGCGAGGGCGCGCUGUGCGACCGCGCGCCGCCAGCGCCUCUCCGGUGCUACGUCUGCGGCCUGGGCCACCUGUCUCGAUGCUCGCUGGACUGCCACCUGCGGAGCUGCCGCCGCCGCUUCGAGCAGCGCGAGGCGCGCAGGCCCGCCGGCGAGCGGCGCGCGCUGCUCGGCGAGGAGGAGCUGGCGCCCGGCGCCCAGACGAUCGAGGAGCACUACCUGCGGCUGGCCUGGCCGGAGCCGGCGGGCUCGGGCGGCGGAGCGCGGCCGUCGGGCUCGGCAGGGGGCGCGGGCAGGGCGGCCUCCGCGGGCGCGGCGGCGGGGCCGCAGAGGGCGCCCGUGCAGCUGCUGCCGUGCGAGUUCUGCGCGCGGACCUUCCUGCCGGGGCGGCUGGAGGCCCACCAGAAGGCCUGCGUCCAGCGGCCGAGGCACGUGGCCCCGGCGCCCUCGCCCGCCGCGAGGUCCCCCGCGCCGGCGUCGCCCGCCGCCGUGCGAGCGUUCAGGUCCUUCUGCGAGCAGCUGGAGCGGUGCCCAGGCUGCCAGAGGCAGUUCAGGCCCGAGGUGCUGAGGUCCCACCGCGAGCGCUGCCCGCCCUGCCAGCGUCCGCCGGGGGCGCGCCCGUCGCAGCUGGUGCGCAGCACGGGGCGCCGCCACUCCCAGCCGGUGCCCGCGGCCGCGCCGCGCGCGUCCUUCGCGCCGCCCGCCCGCGGCGCGCCCGCGCCGAAGGCCAGCACGCCCGAUGCAGAGGUCUGCACCUCUGAGGCGCUGCUGGCAAAGGGCCUGCUGCUGGCCGCGGGGGAGGAGGACGCCGCGGCGCUGCGAGCGGAGCUGGAGCUGAGCCUCCCCGGCGCCGAGUUCGUGAGCGCCUUCCAGGUGGCGGGCCCCGCGGUGAGCAGCGGCGUGUACGAGGCCCUGCGGGCGAGCAUGCAGGACUGCGGCGGCGGGGGGCCGCCCGCAGAGCGCGAGCUGUGGCACGGCACGGCGUGGGCCGCGGUAUCCUGCGCGGGGGCUACAACCGCAGCUUCGCGGGGCGCCACGGCACCCUGCUGGGGGUGGCCACCUACUUUUCCACCGACCUGGCGUACUCCCAGCGCUUCUGCGACCGCGCAGGCGGCGCGAACGGCACGAAGGCCGCCUUCCUGUCGCGAGUGCUGGUCGGAAGGC